AUGUUUAGUUGAGGCUCUCCAUGCAUCAACGUGUUCAUUCAUCAACCAAACCUUCACACUGCCAAAUCCAUCCCUGCCACAUUGACUCUACCAUUCGACAAGAAUACUAAUACAGAGAUAUAUGCAAUGUCGUCUACCUCAAGACCCGGAAAAGGUAAAACAAACAAAUCCUCCUCCUUCUCCACCUCCAUGGUUGAAGUAGAAGUAGUUGAAGCUAUGUCUUCUACAUUCGUAAACAAUAAGAGGAGCAAAGUAGGAGAGAGUGAUGAAGAUUUACCCACGGUUCCAGACGUGGAAAACCCAACCAUCAUAGCUAACAACAAUUCCCAGAUUAAUAGUCAAAACCAGAAGCGGCGCAGGGGACGUAACCCUGUUGACAAGGAGUAUAGAAGGCUGAAGAGGUUGCUAAGGAACAGGGUUUCUGCUCAACAAGCCCGAGAAAGGAAGAAAGUUUACGUCAACGACCUGGAAUUCAGAGCCAAAGAACUAGAGGAAACUAACUCCGAAUUGGAGGAGAAGAUAUCAACUUUGAUCAACGAGAACACCAUGCUUCGGAAGGUUCUUUUGAAUACAAGACCUAAAGUUGAUGAAAGUAUUGAGCAAAAGCAGGAUCGUUUUUCGAGCAAGAACACAAUGUAAACUUGCCUAUAUAUAAUUAAUGUAUCCAUUCACUUAAUUUUCAGCUUCAUAAUAUAAUUUGACUUCUGCCAUUAA
This is a messenger RNA of Pistacia vera, 714 nucleotides long. Its product is annotated as transcription factor HY5-like. Gene Ontology annotation, biological process: positive regulation of transcription by RNA polymerase II; red or far-red light signaling pathway; response to red light. The transcript is spliced from 4 exons. Gene Ontology annotation, molecular function: DNA-binding transcription factor activity, RNA polymerase II-specific. Lineage: Eukaryota; Viridiplantae; Streptophyta; Magnoliopsida; Sapindales; Anacardiaceae. The record is from RefSeq and is a predicted model, not a curated record. Gene Ontology annotation, cellular component: nucleus. The coding region runs from base 127 to 639 and encodes 170 amino acids.